ACGCCUUUAAGGUGUUCAACACAUGCAUCGAAACGUCCCACGCAUCGCGCGUGGUUUCUGUAGGAAGUUGAGUUCUUUUCGCGCAUCUUACGCGUUUUCCUGAAGGAAAAUGGCUACCAGCUGUCAUUUAAUCGGAAAGUGUGGCUUGUAAAGUGACAUAAGAUUCUGUGAAAAAUCAUUUAUCGUAUACAAGACCGUCUGGCGCGAUGCAAUUACAUAACGUUGAAAUCGUUUAGUAGAUCGACGCCACUUUUCAUCUACAUGCGGAACCCGUGAAACCUUCCACAGUGCCAUGAAAUUCUAUUCCGCUCUACUGUUUACAGUUUUUAUUUUUCGCCAAACGUAUCAGGACUAAUGCGUUAACGCUACUUCCACAUUUUUUCAAUAAUUUUAAUAACUUGACGGCCGCUUUUCGAUCAUCGCUAAUAAUUUCACUGCGCUACGUAUUAAGGGCCGCAGAUCUUUUGACCUCACUCACGUUAUUAUUUUGGGAGUGCAUUAAUUGCAAAUACGAAAACCAGUAUGGGUUCCAGUCAACAAUUCUCUCUUAGGUGGAAUAAUUAUUUGAAACACAUUACCUGUGCGUUUGAUACAUUAAGGACAGAAGAGGAUCUCGUUGAUGUAACUUUAAGCUGUGAGGGAAAAAGAAUAAGAGCACACAAAAUGCUCUUAUCUGCAUGUAGUACAUAUUUCAGAGAUUUAUUUAAGGAAAAUCCAUGUCAGCAUCCUGUUAUAAUAUUUCGUAACGUGAAAUUUGAUGAUUUAGCUGCAUUAGUUGAUUUUAUGUAUCAGGGUGAAGUGAAUGUAGUUCAAGAGCAGUUAGCAAGUUUUUUAACAACUGCUGAAUUAUUAGCUGUUCAAGGUCUUACAGAUGGUACAGGAAAAGAUAAUGAUAGUUUAGUAGAGGACGACAUAGAACUUCCUAAUGAACCUGAAAUUCAACUUCAAAAUGCUGCUAGCAAAGCAACAGAUAGUAAAAGAAACAAAUCACCCUCAUCGCCGAUGCCUUACCAUGCCGUUGAUUUACAACCCGAUGCUCCACCGAGCAAAAGACGAAAAUGUAGAGAAAAUGCAAAUACAAAUGCAGAUAAGACCGUGGGUAAUGCUUUAUCUACGAAAGAGUCUGAAAAUAAAUUGUCAGAAAAUCAGUCGACGACCGGAUCGGAUCCUGUUGAAAUAAUUCCUCUGAUGCCAAAUUUGAAGUUGGAAAUGCCUGAGUAUUUAGUACAAGAUGGAAGUAGCUGUAGUUACGAAGAACAAAGUCUAGGAGACAGUUCGCUAAAUAAAAUGGGUAUAGAAGAUACAUCUUCUAACACGCCGGAGCACGAUCAGAAACCUGAUAUCAGUCAAACGUUCUAUUCAAGUAAUCAGUCCACUUCGGAUAGUAUGGAUCUCAAACAUCAGUCGGCGGAUGUUGGCCACUUACUUUCAAAACCUAGUACAUCUGGAGAAAGGUUAACGCAAGAAGCAGUACAGGGGGGGGUGGGACGCAAUCGGAAGCAUGUUGGCGAUACAACUGGUCAAGUGGUGAUGCAGGGUCCAGGGCGUUUUUCGUGCAGACUCUGCGGAAGCGUUUACAAGCACCUUGCUUCGCUGACCCAGCACCUCGAAGUGCAUCGCAACCAGACAACCUGCAUCCUAUGUCACACCACUCUCAGUCGUAGAACCGACCUGCGACGUCACAUGCGUUUGAAACAUAACAUGCAAUGGCAAAAAACGAUCCAGAAGCAGCGCAGCUCGAAAAACGAAUUGGACUCGUAGAGAUUCUUUACCACGCCGAGAGAAACAUUGCUUCUCGCUCCGCCCUGGUUCCCUUACGUUCUUUUCAUUUCUAUCUCCUAUAAAAUAUUUUUUGCCUCGAUUCAAAAAGAUCGUUCAAUCUUUUCCAUUGGUAUCUACAAUUUAUUUAUCUUCUUUUUCAUUUAUUUUUCUCUCCCCCUCCUCCUCGUUACAUCGUACACGUCUAUUUAUUUCCUUACUUUCCGUGUUUGCCAUUCAGCAGUUUACCGAUGUCGAUCUUCUUUCUCCUUUGGUAAGUGCGCUUUUAUCGAGCCAUCUUCGAUCUACUUAAAAAGAAAACAUCGACACAACGUUUCGUACACUUUGUACACAGUGAGAUACGAGCUAAUUGACACACGUUCAUCGCGUCUACAGUAUUAGAAACGAGGCAGGAAUCUAAAGAAUCUCUCGCGUACUCCUUCAUAGUUAUCGCAUAGAAUUCGUUCCCGCUACCCGCGAUUUUUAUAGCGUUAAGCUUAACAUGUAAAACUGCGACUCCGUGGACAGUAACAUGGGACUUUAUAAUUUAUUAUUAUCGUUUUCGAUCUCACUUUCAUUGCCAGUGUCUACCAGAUCUCUUACGUUCCCCGUAAUCGUUACACUAUACUCACCGUAGUAAGACAGAAGUAUAUUUUUCCAUCGAAAACCAAGAAUCUUGUCACAAACAACAAACGAUCAAUUUUACUUUUUAGUUUUUUAACUCGAUUAAGACGACGCGUCAUUUCUCGUUGCCACGUUGCUUUCAAUGUUGUGGUAAGAAAUCGAAAAGAUCAUCUAUUAUUUUUGUUUAAUUCUUGUUCGAUGUCUACAAGUAACAAUAAAACGACAAAACGUCUCCUUUCCGUGUAAGGAUUCUAGUCAUUGCUGUACAGUACUUUAAGUGGUCGUUAAACUUGUCUCGUCUGUUGCUCUUGUUGUAAUCGUUAAGUGGCAUCGACCGUACCGUGGAUCUCUGUUACGCGUCCAGAUGUUACCGUUCGCAAAAAUCAUUAGAAGAGAUCGAUGAUUACGCUGUUGCUACCGAUCAGCCGCAAACUUGUAUUUAUGCAUUAGUUGACAGGAUGAUAGAAUAUUAUAAAAUGCAAACAUGUACAGUGUUCGACUGUAAUUAUGGUACAUUCGGGGACGAAAGCGAGAACUUGACAAUUCCACUAGUAAGUACCUUUACCGAUUUUCUUUUUUAACGCAACCACCAUGACUUAUCCGAAAUGACCACCGAUUGUACCAUCGUUACGAGCGCAAUUACUGUACCUUUUAUAUCACGAAUAGGAAAAAUAAUGAAAAUCGCAGUGUUUCGAGGCGAAUGAUGAGCGACGAUAAAAUCGAAUCAUUGUGAACGAUUCGAAUCGAAUGGAAAACGAAGUUCCACCAGUUACACUGACUCUGUUUACACGUCUGUUGUUCGCGUGCUCGAUUUUUUCGUUGCGAUCAAGAUGAAACCUUAGCUACUUCGAUGGAACGCAUAGACAGUGCCUUACACACAACUAUCUGUAUAGUUUUACAGUUUACAUAUUAACUUUUCCAGAUGUUUACCACAGUUGACAGAGACUAUAAGAGAGUUAUAAAGAGAAUCAACAGUUUUUCAUUACUUUCGCCAGUGGCUUCGUGUAAACAUUGUCUCUGUACAGAUUUCAAGAGAGAAAAAAAAUAAAAAAAAGAGCUACGAUCAUGCGUAACGCGAGUAACACUCGCCUCACCCAAAGUCUGUACCAUUUCAAUUGAAUUACGAUUUCAAACUUGCGCCACCGAUGCAUUUUGCGAAACGAUCUCGCGCGAGUUUCAACACCUUCGUUCCGUGUCGUUACGGUAGCGAUUGAUUAAGAAAAGAAAAAAAAAAAAGAAAAAAAAAGAUGAACAUUUGCAUAUUGCGCAUUGUGUAUCGUUUUAUUACGAAUUAGUUGGAUGCCAGUAAUCAAUAUUGUUCGAGAAUCGUACUCUGUAAGGUCUAUAAAUUCUACGUAAUCUCAGUAAAUAGAUUGUAUUUAAGAAAAUGUCUAAAAAGAUAAUUAUGAUUAAGCAAACGGAAAAUUAAUCGAUAAUGUUAUAGAAAUACAUUAACGUAAUGAAGUUUAUUGCGACAUUUUAUGAUUGAAAAAAAAAAUUUUGAAAGAAGAGUUCGAUUUUUCUUUUCAAGUGAGAUACUAUGAAACUUUGCUUGCUGUUUGCGAGAUAUACAGGUAUUCCGUUUCGAUUAGUUAACGAAUAUGAAAUUAUACGAUUUCGAAACGAAAGAACGCGUUUAUGCACAAUGAAGAUGCACUUAAUUCGUAGUGACGUAGUUUUAAACGUAGAUACUCGCUGUUGAGAAUCGCACGAAGCUUCAAAGAAAAUGAAAAGAAAAGAAAAAAAAAAGUAAUCAAGGGUACUUGCUAAGCAAACGAUCAGGAUAAACGCGUUUAAUUAAACUUUAAGCGAAACAUGUACUUCAUUUCGUUGCGAUGCGUUUCUUUCUCUUAUAAUUAGUCGAUAAGAUUAUUAGGACCGUGUGAAUUUGUACGAUGUAUCGCACGAUAGAUUUACUAAAUCUUAAAAAAAAAAAAAAUUAAUAAAAAC
Messenger RNA from Osmia lignaria (orchard mason bee), 4332 nucleotides. RefSeq lists its product as uncharacterized. Gene Ontology annotation, cellular component: nucleus. The record is from RefSeq and is a predicted model, not a curated record. Gene Ontology annotation, molecular function: protein binding; DNA binding. Gene Ontology annotation, biological process: regulation of transcription by RNA polymerase II. Lineage: Eukaryota; Metazoa; Arthropoda; Insecta; Hymenoptera; Megachilidae.